AUGGCUGAUUUGUAUUCGAUUAUAGUACUGAUGGAGCAUUUGGAAAAAGCCUUUAUUCGAGACUCUAUUACAGCAGAAGAAUAUACACCUCAAUGUGCUAAUUUGAUUGCCAAAUACAAGACAACCAUGAACUUUUUAUCAGAAUCUGUCGACAAUUUAGAGACAUUCAUGAAUGACUAUAAAUUGUCUUGUCCUGCUGCAGUGAAUCGAUUUAAGAUUGGUGUGCCUGCUACUUAUGAACAUGCUAUUGAUGACAAACAAAAAGAAGUAGGCAAAUCUGCUAAAUAUAUUGCAGAGACUGUAUUGCACUUUAUUACGUUGAUGGAUACACUGAGGUUAAAUCGAUAUGCAGUCGAUGAAUUACAUCCAAUUUUAGCUGAUUUAAUCCAAUCACUCAACAAAGUACCUGGAUUGACACCCGAUUUUGAAGGCAAACAAAAAGUCAGACAAUGGCUUAUUACGCUUCAUUCAAUGAAAGCAAGUGAUGAGAUUACAGAAGAACAAGCAAGACAACUCUUAUUUGAAAUGGAUCAAUCUCAUUCUGAAUUUCAUCGUUUACUCAGUGGGGAUCAUAAAGAAGUUGAAUAA
This is a messenger RNA of Gilbertella persicaria, 588 nucleotides long. RefSeq names its product vacuolar protein sorting-associated. The coding region runs from base 1 to 588 and encodes 195 amino acids. Gene Ontology annotation, cellular component: ESCRT I complex. The record is from RefSeq and is a predicted model, not a curated record. Gene Ontology annotation, biological process: protein transport to vacuole involved in ubiquitin-dependent protein catabolic process via the multivesicular body sorting pathway. The transcript has 4 exons. Gene Ontology annotation, molecular function: protein-containing complex binding. Lineage: Eukaryota; Fungi; Mucoromycota; Mucoromycetes; Mucorales; Choanephoraceae.